AUGUUGAAACGAUUACUGAAAGGAUAUGAGGACAGUGAUGAUGGAAAGGAGAGGAAACCACCACCUCAGUUGCGGUUAGAGGCGAAGCUUUUGGGAAGGAAAUGGUCAGAGGGAUCGCGGGGAAACAUUGGACACGAGGUUCAGUCAUUUCGGUCUGCGUACUUGAAGACAUUAGUUGAAGAAGUGAAUCCGAUAAUUGACGUGGCGGAAUUUGAGAGCAGAAUGAUGGUAGUGACUUUUAAUGUGGUUGAAGACAACUUAUCAGGUAUUACCUCAAUCAGUGGUUCGGUGGCAAAAAGAAAGAGAAGAAUGGGUGAUUCAACAAAUGUAAUAUCACUGGUAAUGAUUAAACAGCGGUUUUUGUUACUAUGA
Enterobius vermicularis (human pinworm) is the source of this 372-nucleotide messenger RNA. NCBI's taxonomy places the organism in Eukaryota, Metazoa, Nematoda, Chromadorea, Rhabditida, Oxyuridae. The record is from the annotation of a GenBank genome assembly.